Molecule: messenger RNA, 1458 nt
Organism: Eurytemora carolleeae
Lineage: Eukaryota; Metazoa; Arthropoda; Copepoda; Calanoida; Temoridae
Product: max-interacting protein 1
Exons: 8
Coding region: 83-712 (209 amino acids)
Biological process (GO): regulation of transcription by RNA polymerase II
Molecular function (GO): DNA-binding transcription factor activity, RNA polymerase II-specific; RNA polymerase II cis-regulatory region sequence-specific DNA binding; protein dimerization activity
Source: RefSeq, a predicted model, not a curated record
GCAGAGUGAGUGAGAUUGCCAGUUGAGGAAAACUAUCUGACGGGUAGAGGUUAAACCCAACACAACUCAAGUUUUACCUAAAAUGUCUCUUGAUGUUCUCCUACAAGCUGCAGAAUUCCUUGAAAGAAGGGAUCGAGAAGCUGAGCACGGUUAUGCUACUCUAUUGCCUGAUGCUGAGGAUGAAUUUCCAAGUCCAAAGCCUGUGAGACAGUCUAAAGUGUCGAAAAAGAUGCAGGGAGGGUCCAGGUCGAGCCAUAACGAGCUGGAAAAGAAUCGGAGAGCUCACCUUCGAAAUUGUCUGGAAGGUCUCAAGGAUUUGGUUCCCUUGGGCACUGACAGCUCGAGACAUACAACACUGGGUCUACUAAACAAAGCCAAACAUUUUAUACGGAACCUGGAGGACCGGGACCGGAAAAGUGUAGCACAAAAAGAAAAUCUUUUCCGAGAGCAAAGGUAUUUACGGAGACGCUUAGAGCUGUUGUCCUCCCAGGUCGACGCUAUCCAUAAACGUCGAUCCAUAUCCGAGUCUUCUACUUCUACAGUGUCAUCUAUACAGUCAUCCACUUCAGAGUCAGACGACCACGAGGUUGAUGUGCUGGGCUACGGUGGUGUGAGUGACGACGACAUAUCCAGUGUGCGUAGCACCGGAAGUGAUGGUGGUAUGAGCGUUAACACGUGGAAUCAGCUGACUAUUGUGGAUACCAAUGUUUAAGAUGACUUGUUAGCUUGUGAAGAGAAAAUUACAAUGAAUUCGGUAUAAUUGACAUGGAAACGAAACGUCCCAGUCCCUUACAACUUAAUCCAUUGAAACAAGGAAGAAAAAGUUUGCCUGGAUUAGCGAGAGAAAAGUGUUAAAUGAACUAAACCAAUGAAUUAAGAGUAACUGAUAAAUGUGAACUGAGAACAAGUGAAGUAUAUAUGUUAACAAAAUUGUCAAAAAUACCAAAAUGCAAUCGGAUUUAAAUCCAAGAAAAAAUCUUCAUGAAUUCCAACAAUUUUUAAAUUAUGACUUAAGCAGCUAGUAUUGUCAUUUCCUUUCUACAUAGAUUUUAUUGAACUAGAUUAAUUCAGUUUUAACCAGUAAUAACUAGAUAUAUCCAGAAUAGAUCUAGAUUAAGCAAGAUAUUUCAGGAACUAACUGUAAAAAUCCAGAUUCAGUUAUACAUAACUAGAUAUAUUUAGAAGUUAUCUAGAAUUCAAGUUACUGGAUUUAUCUUUUUUUCUAGAUUUAUCUUUUUUAAACUCUACAGUUCGACCAGAUUAUAAUGCCGCAAUUAUAAACUCCCACGAGGAUGGAUUUGAUAACUCGUGUCAAAUCCCUGAAAAUGAAAAUCUAGAAUGCGUGUAAAUGACUGAAAGUGUUGAUGAAACUAGUAUUUCUCCCACAGAUGAUCCCGGCGUAGCUUUCACUCAGUUUUUUAUUUUAAUUUUUAAUUCGUACUUAUUGUUUCUUUUAUG